AUGUUACUGCAGGUGAAGCAGCCGCCGAUGUCACCUUAUGCAGGAACAACAUAUAAUGGGUCGCUGUUGAUACUCUCAGUUAUCAGAGGUACCGACUACAAUGGAAUCGAUAUUAUGAUUUUGAUCUAUUUACCGCAGAGAUUCCUCUUCCGCAGGAGUGUUCUACGGUUAUGUAACGAUUGUAGCUCUUACAUCAUUUGUGGUUCUCAUCACGUCUCUGUACCAUCAGGCUUAGUCAAAGUCUUCUGUCUCUACGGAUUCAUCUUUAUCCCUGCAUUGGAAAGUAAUGUGCGAUCUCGAUUUCUUCCCUUCGCGGAUGAAGCCCAUGCCAACAGUACGCCGGAAAAAUUGUCCCCGAUGCGACUCACGCUCAGACAACAAGUCUCCUAUCAUAGACUCACCAUGUUAGUUCUCAUUAUUUACCUCUUCAUUGAUUCUUUUUCUCCAUUUGUAUACUGUAGAUGGGGAAUUGCACCAGAGAAGCAGAGAUCCUAUGUAUGA
Molecule: messenger RNA, 501 nt
Organism: Arabis nemorensis
Lineage: Eukaryota; Viridiplantae; Streptophyta; Magnoliopsida; Brassicales; Brassicaceae
Source: the annotation of a GenBank genome assembly